Messenger RNA from Lycium barbarum (goji berry), 1861 nucleotides. RefSeq names its product F-box/kelch-repeat protein At3g23880-like. The record is from RefSeq and is a predicted model, not a curated record. Gene Ontology annotation, molecular function: protein binding. Bases 222 to 1301 code for a protein of 359 amino acids. The transcript is spliced from 3 exons. Lineage: Eukaryota; Viridiplantae; Streptophyta; Magnoliopsida; Solanales; Solanaceae.
AUACGUGGCGCGUACAUGCCAGCAUCCAUUUAAAAUAAUAUAACCCACCCGACUCAGGAAAUUUGCAGAUGUUCAUCUUCUUCCUUGAACCAAAUUACUUAAAAUCUCGGCUAUGAAUCAGAUUUAAAAUUUGGUUGAAUUUCAGCUGCCAGCGGAAGGAAGAACAUGAAGAUGUGCAAAAUUUUCAGAAUUUAGUGGGUCCGCCUCUGAGUAGAACUACUAUGGCUGCCAGCGAUAAUCGUCGGGCAUUCCCUGACGAUUUAGCAAUGGAGAUUCUGGUGAGAUUGCCUGUGAAAUCGUUGUUGCGAUUCAAAUGCGCAUGCAAGAACUGGUAUGCUCUUAUCAAGAGUCCUAGCUUCAUUCAACAACACUUGAAUUGUAGCAAGAAUAAAGUCCUGAUUUAUGAUUAUGGUGCACCUGAUGAUGAUGAUGAUUCCCCUCCCAUUUCCCUGAUUAUUUUGGAUGAUCAAAAUCAAGAAAAUAAUCCUCAGAGGUUUAGAGGUAUGGCGAAACUCUUAGGUUCUGUGGAUGGCUUGUUUUAUUUGGAGUGCGAAUUCGAUCGUAAACUAGUCUCGUGUGCAUUGUGGAAUCCUGCCACCAGGGAGGUGAGACCCCUCCCUCUCCCUGCACCCGAAACCGAUGAUUCUAAUUUCUAUGGCGAACGUAACUUUGGGUUCGGAUUAGACCCCUUGACUAAUGACUAUAAGGUGGUUCACUUCUGCCCCUCAGAUUUUGCUGCAGCCGUCUAUUCCUGUUCCAGGGACUCAUGGAGAAUUUUCAGGCCUAAAGAAUUCUACUUAUUAAAAAUUAAAGACGUUGCGGAUCGCAUAUAUGGUAAUGCUUAUCUGAAUGGAGCUUAUUACUGGCUCCUAACAGGUUACCAUAACUGCAACAUUCUUUCAUUUGACUUUGGGAGUGAGGUGUUUGAAGAGAUUGGAGGGCCAGAUGAUCACUCUGUUCAUUAUUAUGCGAUGGCUCUGAUGUUGCUUGAUGAUUCCAUAGCCAUCUUGAACAUGGUUGAAAGAUUUGAUUUUGAUAUAUGGAUAAUGAUCCAACCAGGGGUUUGGAACAAACUACUUACCUUUCAAUGCUGCACAAAGAUUAAGUCUUGCUUUGAUAGCUCUCUCAUUUUGGUAACUAGAGCUUUUCGACUGGUCUCCUAUAAUGUUCUGACAAAGAAGACGAGGCAUCUUGGAUUUCGUCAUUUGGGCCUGAAGAAAUUCACAGUAUUUGGUGGCUGUGGGGUAUAUUGUUAUAAGGAGAGCUUAGUAGCAAUUAAACGUGGAGAGGUCGGCCAUUAAUUUCCUGACAUAUUUGACUGAUUCCUCCAUUGAGCUUUCGAACAAGUGCAUCAGAUGAUAUGCGGUACACCCACUCCGUCGAGCUUACAAGCAUGUUCACUUAAUCUUUUAUCAUUUACAUACUUCUGAUUGCUGUCAUAAAGUGUGUGGUAUUGUGCUUAGAAGAUUACUUGAGCAGAUGAUAUGUUAGCACAUUCUCUGAUCCGGAAUCAGGUUGUCAAUGAGUCUGCUUUGAGGAAGGCUUUACGUCUUUGUUGCCGCAUUCAUAUUAAAGCUCAAGGCAUGGUAGAUCACGAAUCAAGCAGGCAGACACUAGCUCCACAAAGACUAAGUUUAUGGUUUUCAUUGGUCUACCACCUUACUGAUACUUCUUCCUGGCUGUUUUGACCUUAUGCUAGUUCUUCCAUUUUUGUAUUAAACGAUGAAUAAUGAUGAUUUGUUCUACAAAUGCUAUACUUGAAAGGAUGAAUUUUGUACUUGAAAAGACAAGAAACAUAGUCGUUAAUUUUGCAACUAAUUGCAGUUUAUUCAGAGGGUGAGUUGAAUGGUUGAUCAAAUGA